CCGUUCUAAGAUGUCUGAAGCUACCAAAAGGAAGAUAGUGACGCAGGAGGUGGUACAUGGAGACGUUACACUCUGCAAAAAUCAGAACAUCGUCAAGGUGUUGGAAAGUAAAGGUAACAACCUGUUCUUAAUAGAGGAGGAGACAGGUCACGUGACAUUGUGUAGUAUGCCUCCAAAGUUCAGGAAGAAUGUCUGGAUCAAGCGAGGAGACUACCUGAUAGUGGAGAGUAUAAAGGAAGGUAAGAAGGUUACGUGCGAGAUGGUCAACAUCCUCUACCCACCCCAGAUAAAGGACCUCAAAUCAGAUAAUGUGUGGCCCCAACACUUCCACUCCGAGACCGAGGAUGUUAAUAAAGAUGUUAAUAAAGAUGUUAAAGAUAGCAACAAGGAUUUCACGGAGUACAGGAACAGUAAGCCGGCUAUCAGUGACUCAGGGUCGGAUUCAGAUGACAGUUUAGAGGGGAAUGUAAAUCAGUUGAGCAGACCUGUGGUGUAUCUCUCAUCUGACUCCGAGUCGGAAGAUGAUUGAGCUUUUGCAGUUCCGUGUGUGAGACUUUCACAUUUUUACUGUUCGGGUCGUUGAAUGUAAUUUGGGAAAUGAAGCUGAUUGGUGGAUUGGAAAUUGUGGAAACUAAGUCGUUAUUCGUACUAAGCUUUACUUUUAACUAACUUAUUGACUAAGUCUACGUUCUCUUGUGAAUCGAUUUGAUUAUAGUUUAUUUUCGAGUUUUAACACA
Molecule: messenger RNA, 737 nt
Organism: Bolinopsis microptera
Lineage: Eukaryota; Metazoa; Ctenophora; Tentaculata; Lobata; Bolinopsidae
Product: probable RNA-binding protein EIF1AD
Exons: 3
Coding region: 11-529 (172 amino acids)
Biological process (GO): translational initiation
Cellular component (GO): nucleus
Molecular function (GO): RNA binding; translation initiation factor activity
Source: RefSeq, a predicted model, not a curated record